Messenger RNA from Monopterus albus (swamp eel), 2326 nucleotides. RefSeq names its product F-box protein 11b (gene fbxo11b). The coding region runs from base 287 to 2176 and encodes 629 amino acids. The record is from RefSeq and is a predicted model, not a curated record. Lineage: Eukaryota; Metazoa; Chordata; Actinopteri; Synbranchiformes; Synbranchidae. Gene Ontology annotation, molecular function: protein binding. Gene Ontology annotation, biological process: regulation of apoptotic process; ubiquitin-dependent protein catabolic process. The transcript is spliced from 14 exons.
UCUGAUUGGUCGAAUGGACACUGCUUUUUUUCUCGCGAUUGUUUCCCGUGUGGGUUAAUGGCUCCUCCUGCUACAGACUGAGACGGAGCUGGCACGAAGCAGCGACAGAGGGGAAGCUGUAACACCACGGAGAAAAAAAGGCGAAUACACCCCGAAUACUAGCGGGUUUUUGGUCGCGGCUGUUUGGGUGUGUUUAGGGAAGAGACUGUACGGGGGGUAGUUUGGGUCGAGGACUAAAUUCAGCAGCGGGCGGUCGAGGUCUAUUUUUCAUCAACCAACUCCCCUGAUGAACUCCGUCAGAGCCACCAACAGGAGACCCAGGCGAGUGUCGAGGCCGCGCCCGGUGCAGCCCGAACGGAACAACGGGGAUAGAGAUGAGGAGGCUCCUGCAGCAGCUGCAGCAGAGAUGGCUAUUGAGGAGUCUGGUCCAGGAGCCCAGAACAGUCCCUACAAGCUUCGACGCAAGACCCUGCUUCCCAAGAGAACCGCUGCUGCCUCUGCCACCACCUCUGCCUGCCCCAGCAAGGGCCCGAUGGAGGGAGCUUCCACCUCAUCGACAGAAGCCUUUGGCCAUAGAGCCAAGCGGGCACGAGUGUCCGGUAAGAGCCACGACCUGCCAGCAGCCCCAGCAGAACAGUAUCUGCAGCAGAAGCUCCCAGAUGAAGUCGUUUUGAAGAUCUUCUCCUACUUACUGGAACAGGACCUCUGCCAGGCGGCUUGUGUCUGCAAAAGAUUCAGCCAACUAGCCAACGACCCCAUCCUAUGGAAGCGACUAUACAUGGAGGUGUUUGAAUACACCCGUCCCAUGAUGCACCCUGAACCAGGCAAGUUCUACCAAGUCAGCCCUGAGGAACACGAGCACCCAAACCCCUGGAAGGAGAGUUUUCAGCAGCUGUACAAAGGUGCCCAUGUAAAACCAGGCUUUGCUGAACAUUUCUACAGUAACCCUGGGAGAUAUAAAGGCAGAGAAAAUAUGCUGUAUUAUGACACCAUUGAGGAUGCACUGGGUGGGGUACAAGAGGCCCACUUUGAUGGUCUAAUCUUUGUUCACUCUGGCAUCUAUACUGACGAGUGGAUUUAUAUAGAGUCCCCCAUUACUAUGAUUGGUGCAGCUCCUGGUAAAGUAGCAGAUAAGGUGGUGAUAGAGAAUACCAGAGACUCAACAUUUGUCUUUAUGGAGGGUUCAGAGGAUGCCUACGUUGGAUACAUGACCAUCAAGUUUAAUCCUGAUGACAAGUCGGCACAGCACCAUAACGCCCAUCACUGUCUGGAGAUCACAGUCAACUGCAGCCCCAACAUCGACCACUGCAUCAUCCGUUCUACUUGCACAGUGGGUUCAGCUGUGUGUGUGAGUGGCCAGGGAGCAUGUCCAACCAUCAAACACUGCAACAUCAGCGACUGUGAGAAUGUAGGACUGUACAUUACAGACCAUGCACAGGGCAUUUAUGAAGACAAUGAAAUCAGCAACAAUGCCCUAGCAGGAAUUUGGGUGAAGAACCACGGUAAUCCCAUCAUUAGGCGUAACCACAUCCACCAUGGACGAGAUGUUGGAGUGUUCACCUUUGAUCACGGGAUGGGUUACUUUGAGAACUGUAACAUCCAUAGAAACCGUAUAGCAGGCUUUGAGGUGAAGGCCUAUGCCAAUCCCACAGUAGUGCGUUGUGAGAUUCACCAUGGCCAAACAGGAGGCAUCUAUGUGCAUGAGAAGGGGCGGGGACAGUUUAUAGAGAACAAAAUCUAUGCUAAUAACUUCGCUGGUGUGUGGAUCACAUCCAACAGUGACCCAACAAUACGGGGAAAUGCUAUAUUCAAUGGCAACCAAGGAGGUGUGUACAUAUUUGGUGAUGGGCGGGGUUUGAUAGAGAAUAAUGAUAUCUAUGGCAACGCCUUGGCGGGAAUCCAGAUCCGAACCAACAGCUGCCCCAUUGUACGACACAACAAAAUCCACGAUGGGCAGCAUGGCGGCAUCUAUGUGCAUGAGAAAGGCCAGGGGGUGAUCGAGGAGAAUGAGGUUUACAGCAACACGCUGGCCGGCGUCUGGGUGACCACAGGCAGCACUCCUGUCCUCCGCAAGAACCGCAUCCAUAGCGGGAAACAGGUAAAAGCGACACAGCUGAAUGUGUUGGCUUCAUGUCAGAUGAGGACCCUGGUCACCUGUUUUAUCCAUUUAUUUUAAUUUUAUUAUUAUUAUAAAAGUCGCAAUGGCGGUCUUACUUGGUCUGACCUAGUAACAUUUAGGUUUCACUUUCAACAUGGCACAAGUUGGAAUUGUGUGAAGUCUUGCUAACAAAAUUAUGAUGUAGGAUGUUAUGUAGAGUGGACCUAC